CCCAGCCAUCUUGUGGCGUCAACUAGCGAAGUGUUCGCACCAAGCCUCGUAGAAUCGGAGGAAAAUCCUGCUGAAGGGGCGUCAUCAUGCCCGGACAACUGCAAGAAGGUUUUGGCUGUGUUGUUACCAAUCGGUUCGACCAGCUAUUUGACGAUGAGGCCGAUCCUUUCGAACAAUUAAAGGAGGCAGAAAAGACUGCCGCCAAGACUGCUGCCUUGGCUGCAAAGCUACCCAAAAAAGAAUCUCAGAAGGACAGGAAGAUCCCUAUUCCUGAGAAGAAAGAAGAAACACCGGCACCCGUAGCUCUUAAAAAGGAUGGUGUGAGGAGAAUGGGCAGAAGGCCUGACCAGCAAGGCCCAACAGGGUCCCAGCAGCAGGGGGGUCAAGGGGAGGGACGUCCUCCCACAGAGAGGCGGACAGACCAGAGGAGGCCACCACGUGAACGCCGCUUUGACAAGCCUGGUGAUGAGAAGCCUGCUGAGGGAGGAGAGUUCUCUGUUGAAAAGUCUGCUGGUGACCGGCCGUUCAGAGGCCGUGGUGGCGGCGGCGGCAGAGGUGCCCCCCGUGGAGGACGUGGCAGGGGCAUUGGCAGAACCGAUGGCUUUGAUGCUCGUGGAAAACGUGAAUUCGAUAGACACAGCGGCAGUGACAGAUCCAUGAAACCAGAGGAAAAACGUGGAGGUGGUGGAUCUCACAACUGGGGGACCGUCAAGGAUGAAAUGGGUGAGCUUGAUCAGUCCAACGUUACUGAAGAGGCCCCUGAGGGCGAGGAGCACCCCCCUGCUGACUCUGAGAACAAGGAAAACGAGGCCGGAGAGGUUAAAGAUGAAGCGGCCAAGGAGAUGACCCUGGAUGAGUGGAAGGCCGUGCAGGCUAAGGAGAAAGCCAAGGUGGAGUUCAACAUUCGCAAGGCCAACGAGGGAGCUGACAGCCAAUGGAAGAAAGGAUAUGUGCUGCACAAGUCUAAAACUGAAAACCCUGCCAUCAUUGAUACCGAAGUGGAAGUUGAAACAAAGACCGAUGAUGAACACCACGCUAGGAAGCCAGCCAAUGACAUCACAGCUCAGCUUGAGAUCAACUUUGGAGAUUUGGGCCGCCCAGGCCGCGGACGCGGAGGUGCCAGGGGGGGCAGGGGAGGACGUGGCGGUGGAGGUCGUGGUGGCGGCGGUGGAGGUCGAGGUGAUGGCGGUGGAGAAGCUGGAGCAGGACCAGGACCAGGACCUCCCACCACAAGGCCGCCACGCGGUGGUCGCACUGAGAAGCAAAGUGGAGUGUCUGUCCCAAACGUGGACGACCCUGAGGCCUUCCCGGCCCUUGCCUGAAUCCAGUCCCAGCGAGGCCACGCAGGGCCCCUCCUCUACGAGGCUUGCAUGCUUAAGGAUCCUUCAGCAGAUGAAAUGAUGGACUGUCAUCCAUGCCAUUCACCCCUGAGGACUGAAAUUUUACCUGUUUUAAAAAAAGGAAAAAAAUUAA
Clupea harengus (Atlantic herring) is the source of this 1473-nucleotide messenger RNA. Its product is annotated as plasminogen activator inhibitor 1 RNA-binding protein-like. The coding region runs from base 87 to 1322 and encodes 411 amino acids. The transcript has a single exon. The record is from RefSeq and is a predicted model, not a curated record. Lineage: Eukaryota; Metazoa; Chordata; Actinopteri; Clupeiformes; Clupeidae.